GAAAAUUGGUUUUCAUUCUUUGCAAUUGUAGUGUGCUUUAUUUUUUAUGUGUCUGCCUGCUUUGAUAAGUGUCUAACGAUUGCAUAUUAUGAAUUUUGUUUCAAACCAGUGUCUGCCUUUCUGGUUAGUGAUGGGAACAACAGGUCACAAGUUGGAUGAUGAAUAUUCCGUCAUUGGAGACAAAAGAGAAAUUGAUUUCAUUGAUUAUGAGUAUGAUAAAUCUGUUUGUGAUUACAAUCAACUUGAGGAGGGCCGUGUCAUAAUUUCUUCACCAUUUCCAUUUUUAGAUGGGAAGCCUCAAUCUGUAGUUAUGGGAGAAACUGCCUUUGAUUUGAUCACUAUCAAAAACACCACUAGUGAACCAAUUGAUUUGUGGACAAAAAUUUAUGCAUCAACACCUGAGAAUUCUUUCACUCUUUCUUUGAUGAAACCUCCAUCAGCAAAUUCUGAUGGAAAUACAAGCCAAGGUUUCAUUGAAUUUUUUGAUUUAGAGGACAGAAUGAUACAGCCUGGAGAGACUUUAAGUAUUUGGCUGUCUUGCAAAGCAAAGGAAAUUGGCUUGCACACUACAAUACUGCAUUUUGAUGUGGAGGCUGAUAGAUUAGAAAGAGUGGCCUUUCUCUUGGUCGAAGAUAAGAUCGCACAAUCGUUGGCAUCUAAAAAGCCAUAUUCUAGAGUUCAGAGAAGGAAGCAAUUUUCUGUGGAUGCAUUUGUCACUGGAUCACGCCCAGCAAGGGCAACGGAUCGAAGUGUUAAAAACAGGCUUCCUUUGUAUGCCAUUCCAAAGGAUAUUAGAGAACUGUUUGAGAGUAAGCAGACUCCUGAUGCUAUUAAAGCAGGUCUAUCAAGAGAUAAUUAUGCAUCUUACUUCAAACAUCUCUUAAUCUUGGAAGAGUUACAACUAGAGGAAGACAUGAGGGCCUAUAACAUGGAGGAUGUUAACAUGAGGAAGAAGGGAAAGUUUUUAUCACUUCAGGUCCCAGGACUUGCUGAAAGAAGGCCUUCACUUGUCCAUGGAGACCAUAUUUUUGCUAAGCUUGCAUGUGAAGAUGCAAGUGAAACAGCUCGAGUUUAUCAGGGUUUUGUUCAUCGGGUAGAAGCUGAUGAAGUGUAUUUGAAGUUUGCAACAGAAUUUCAUAUGUUCCACAUAGAUGAGAAUCUUUAUAACGUUCAGUUUACGUAUAACCGAAUCAAUAUGCGUAGGCAAUACCAGGCCAUUGAUGCUGCAGAACGCUUAGAGUUAAAUCUCCUUUUUCCAUCUGAGUCCCCGAAAAAGAGGCUGAUUAAAACCACUCCACUAGUGCCCAUAUCUUGUACACUUAAUGAGGAACAGAUGUGCUCAAUUGAGAUGAUCCUUGGCUGCAAAGGAGGACCCCCUUAUGUGAUUUAUGGGCCUCCAGGUACAGGGAAGACCAUGACAUUAGUGGAGGCAAUCCUUCAGCUCUACAAAACUCAAAAGUGUUCUCGAAUUCUUGUGUGUGCACCUUCAAAUAGUGCAGCAGAUUUUAUACUAGAUAGACUCCUCAAUGAGGAGUCUGUUGAGCUUAAAGAGAAUGAAAUAUUUAGACUAAAUGCAGCUGCGCGUCCAUACAAUGAUGUCAACCCUGAUAUUCUUAGGUUUUGCUUCUUUGAUGAGUUUGUCUUCAAAUGUCCUCCACUUUGUGCUCUCACCUGCUACAGAAUCAUCAUAUCAACUUACAUGAGUGCUUCCCUUCUGUAUGUAGAAAAUGUUAGUAAUGGUCAUUUCUCUCAUAUUUUCUUGGAUGAAGCUGGUCAAGCUUCAGAGCCAGAAAGCAUGAUCCCUAUAGCCAACCUUUGCCAAAGAGAGACUGUUGCUGUGCUUGCUGGAGACCCAAUGCAAUUAGGUCCAGUUAUAUACUCAAGAGAAACGGAGACUUUCGGACUGGGAAAAUCAUACUUAGAAAGGCUAUUUGAAUGCGAGUUUUAUUCUGUAGGGGAUGAAAAUUAUGUAACAAAAUUGGUUAGAAACUAUCGUUGUGAUCCAGAGAUUCUAUAUCUCCCUUCAUUGCUUUUCUACAACGGUGAAUUAAUCCCUUGCAAAGAUGAAAAACUUUCAUUCUUGAAAUCAGUGAAGUUUCUUCCUAAUAAGGAGUUUCCUGUCUUUUUCUUUGGUAUCCAAGGCUGUGAUGAGAGGGAAGGUAGUAAUCCGUCAUGGUUCAAUCGGAUUGAAGCCAGCAAGGUUGUAGAGAUUGUCACGAGUCUGACAGCAAGUGGGAUUGUGAGCCAUGAGGAUAUUGGGGUCAUAACCCCCUACAGGCAGCAAGUUCUCAAACUAAACAAGGCCUUUGAGAAUCUUGAAAUACCUGAUAUCAAGGUUGGAAGCGUUGAACAAUUUCAAGGACAAGAACGAAAAGUUAUUAUCAUAUCUACUGUCCGAUCAACAGUCAAACACAAUGAAUUUGACAGAGCCCACUGUUUGGGAUUUUUGAGCAAUCCGAGAAGGUUUAAUGUUGCCAUUACCCGUGCAAUAGCUUUGCUUGUUAUUGUUGGAAAUCCGCACAUAAUUGCCAAGGAUCCAUACUGGAGCAAGCUUAUAUGGCGUUGUGCAGAUAACAACUCUUAUCUGGGUUGUGCUCUGCCUGAAAGGCAAGAGUAUAUUGAUGAAGUUUCAAUGCAGGAUGAUUGCUGGAACCAGGAUGAAAGUAUCACUGCUGAAAGUGGAUAUGGUGAAGACACCACGCCAACUGAAACUAUCAAACCUCUAUCAGAUGAAGUUGAGUGGGUCUGACGGCUAGAAGUGAAACACUAAUCCUUCAAGGGUUCUUUCACUUCUUUUUUGCCCUUCUUUUUAUAGGAUCUUUGCCUGCUUUUGUUUCACAGUGAGAAAUGUGAUGAAUUAAGUGUUCACUUCAAGUGAAAAUAUGAAUUUAACAAUGCUUUGCUAAUAGAAACUUAGUCACCAUACCAGUUUGCUGAUUACAGAAUGUUUGUUCACAUUAGUAAUAUAUUGAAUGAAUUGGGAAAUCUACACUACUGUGAGACUAGAAGUGAAUGUAGUCGAGCAAAAAAAUCUUCAUUCCAAU
Molecule: messenger RNA, 3044 nt
Organism: Durio zibethinus
Lineage: Eukaryota; Viridiplantae; Streptophyta; Magnoliopsida; Malvales; Malvaceae
Product: putative RNA helicase SDE3
Molecular function (GO): 5'-3' RNA helicase activity; RNA binding
Source: RefSeq, a predicted model, not a curated record